AUGCCCUACCAGGCCUACUGCGGCCUGAUCCACAGGGUCGGAUCGCCUCCUCUCGUCGGCUUCGUCACAUUUUCUGCGGUUGCUUCCACAUACUACGCCCUGGGCAAUUUCAUGAACCCAGCCUACAUGCCUGAUGUCCUAGUUGGCGUCUCUGAUCACAUGGCAUUCUGGGAGCGCGUGUACAAUACCUACUACUACCUGAGAUUAUACCACACGUGGUUCUGCGGAGUGCCCCCGAAACAGGAGUCUCUCAUGAGAGAAGUCUUCGGAACUGAACCACCUUCGAUUUACGAAACUGAGCGCAACUACAGUUUACGCAUAGUCGGCAACCAUUUCUCCCUGGAGUACCCUCGACCGCAGCUACCGAAUGUCGUAGAGAUUACUGGCCUCCAAGUGUCAACGAAGAUCGAGAAGUUACCGAAAAAUAUCCAAGAUUUAUUAGACGGAGCGGAUCAUGGCGUCGUCUACUGCAGCCUUGGUUCCAACGUCAGAAGCAUAGACCUCCCACUGGAGAAGAUUCAGACACUCGUGGAGGCAUUCAGAGAGCUGCCGCAGCGCGUCACCUGGAAGUGGGAGAACGACUCUCUGCCUUCACAGACAGACAACGUCAUGGUCCGCAAGUGGCUGACGCAACAGUCCAUACUGGAUCACCCGAAAGUCCGCCUCUUCAUAUCGCAGGGAGGUCUUCGUAUUAUGACUGAAGCGACGUACCAUGCGGUUCCACUGCUCAUCAUUCCGUUCUUUGGCGACCAGCCGCACACCGCGGCCAAGGUUCAACAAGCGGAGAUGGGCGUGAGGCUGCUGUUCAAGGACCUCACCAAGGACUCACUGCUUAACUCCAUACGGACCGUGUUGGGCGACACAAAGUAUAAAGAAAACAUGAAGAGACUUUCUGCCGUAUACUGCGAGCACAGGGCGGACUCCCUGGAGUGUGCUGUGUGGUGGGUGGAGUACGUGAUCUCCCACAGGGCGGCCCCACACCUGCGCAGCACCGCACUUGACCUGCACUGGUGGCAGCUGAUGCUGCUCGACGUCGUCGCCUUCGUGUUGGCGGUCGCAGCCUUCGCACUCUGCCUCGUCUACUUCGUCACGUGGCGGGUAGUAUCCAGCUUCAAAAGCAGCAAACAGAAACAGAAGAAGAAGAAACAGUGA
Molecule: messenger RNA, 1152 nt
Organism: Schistocerca piceifrons (Central American locust)
Lineage: Eukaryota; Metazoa; Arthropoda; Insecta; Orthoptera; Acrididae
Product: UDP-glucosyltransferase 2-like
Exons: 4
Coding region: 1-1152 (383 amino acids)
Molecular function (GO): UDP-glycosyltransferase activity
Source: RefSeq, a predicted model, not a curated record